Messenger RNA from Cryptomeria japonica (Japanese cedar), 1727 nucleotides. RefSeq names its product (R)-mandelonitrile lyase-like. NCBI's taxonomy places the organism in Eukaryota, Viridiplantae, Streptophyta, Pinopsida, Cupressales, Cupressaceae. Bases 51 to 1661 code for a protein of 536 amino acids. Gene Ontology annotation, molecular function: oxidoreductase activity, acting on CH-OH group of donors; flavin adenine dinucleotide binding. The record is from RefSeq and is a predicted model, not a curated record. The transcript has 4 exons.
AAAUAACUGCAUCGAAUGCAAAAUACAUUACAAAAUAUUGGUUAAUCAGUAUGGAGAUAUUUUUUCUUCUGAUUUCAUGCCUGCUGAUGUUUACAAAUCAUCACCAUCGAUUCUGUUCAGAAGCAGCAACAUCUAAUCUGGAAUACCCAUAUCCAUUUAUAACAGCAGAUGCUCAAAAGGCAGCUGGAAGGUCAUACGAUUACAUCGUGGUUGGAGGAGGUACAGCUGGGUGUCCUCUAGCAGCAACUCUCUCACAGCACUACUCUGUUUUGCUAUUGGAGAGGGGAGACUCUCCUUACGGAAAUCAUGUUGUGGAGGAUUUCAAAAGCUUCUACAAACUAAUCGGGGGUUCUACAAAUUAUCCGUAUGUAGCGGAGGGGUUCGUCUCAGAAGAUGGAGUGCAGUUGCUAAGGGCGAGAGUUCUAGGAGGGGGAACAUCUAUCAAUGGUGGAUUCUACAGCAGAGCGAGCACUGAAUAUGUUCGGAAAAUGAAGUGGGAUGAGAAACUUGUAAAUGAGUCGUAUGAAUGGGUAGAAAAAUUGAAUGCCUUCGAACAAUACAAGCUCUUCACUUGGAAUUCUGCUAUCAAAGACGGGCUUCUUGAAGCAGAAGUUCUUCCUUACAAUGGAUAUACUUUAGAAAAUUUGGAGGGGACCAAGAUCGGUGGCUCAAUUUUUGACAAGAACGGAAAGAGACACACAGCUGCAGAUCUUCUCCAGUAUGCAAAUCCAGAAAAUAUUGUAGUUCUUCUGAAUGCUACUGCUAGCAGAAUCCGCUUCAAUUUGGAAUCAGGAAAGCUUAAGGCUAGUGGAGUGGAGUUCACAAGCAGUAAUGAUGGUCUACAUUAUCAAGUAUUACUUAACCAAUUGUCAAUCAAUAGUGAAGUCAUUUUGUCAGCUGGAAGCAUAGGUAGCACCCAACUUCUUCUCUUAAGUGGAAUUGGUCCAAGAAAACAACUUAAAAAAAUGAAUAUUACUGUUCUUUUAGAUUUCCCUUCAGUAGGGAAAGAAGUGCAAGAUAAUCCUGGUGUAAGCUUUACUAUAGAAUCCGCAAAACCACUUGAAACUUCAUAUGGACAAGUAGUGGGCAUUCUAGAUAAUUCGCAACUCUACAUUGAAGCUGGUAGCUUUAUCCAACAAAAUAAUGUCACAAAUACACAAUAUUUGGGCCUUCUUGUAAGUAAGUUGGGAUUUCCCUUAUCAAGGGGUGAGCUUUGGCAUAAAAGCAUAGACCCUCAAGAUAAUCCCUAUGUCCGUUAUAAUUACUAUUCAAACCCUUUAGAUUUACAAAAAUGUAUGUUUGGUAUGAAAGUAUUGGUUAAUGUAAGUAUGACACCUUCUAUUCAAGAAUUCGCAUUUACGGAUAAUGAAUAUUCUAAAACACUUCGAUUCCUUGGGACAACACUACCAAAGAAUCAAUCAAGUGAUGAUGCAUUGGCAAAGCUUUGCAAGGAUGCACUAGUGUCAUUUUACCAUUUUCAUGGAGGUUGUCAAACUGGUUUGGUGGUUGAUGAAAGAUAUCUAGUGAAAGGUGUUGAUAAUCUUAGAGUUGUGGAUGGUUCAAUUUUUAAGGAUUCCCCUGGUACCAAUCCACAAGCCACUACCAUGAUGCUUGGAAGGUAUAUGGGAAUUCACAUCCUUAAAGAGCGUUCAAACUCUUAAGUAUAUUCCAAGACCAUGCGGAAAUCAUUUCCACACUUAUUGUAUUUCAAUUUAGCAAUCAUAGAG